Schistocerca nitens (vagrant locust) is the source of this 1086-nucleotide messenger RNA. RefSeq names its product cyclin-dependent kinase-like 1. The coding region runs from base 3 to 1067 and encodes 354 amino acids. Gene Ontology annotation, molecular function: ATP binding; cyclin-dependent protein serine/threonine kinase activity. The transcript is spliced from 8 exons. Lineage: Eukaryota; Metazoa; Arthropoda; Insecta; Orthoptera; Acrididae. The record is from RefSeq and is a predicted model, not a curated record. Gene Ontology annotation, cellular component: nucleus. Gene Ontology annotation, biological process: protein phosphorylation.
GCAUGGAGCGCUGGCUGUCCGAGCGACGCCUGUGGCUGCUGGGGAGCCGCCUGCCGCUGCUGCCGCGCAGGUCGCGCACCUCGUCGCGCCUCAUGGAGCGCUACGAGAAGCUGGCCAAGCUGGGCGAGGGCAGCUACGGGCUGGUGUUCAAGUGCCGCAAUAGGGACACGGGUCAGCUGGUCGCCAUCAAGAAGUUCGUCGAGUCCGAGGACGACCCGCUCAUCCGCAAGAUAGCGCUACGUGAAGUCCGCAUGCUGAAGAGUCUGAAGCACCCGAACCUGGUGAACCUGGUGGAGGUGUUCCGGCGCAAGCGCCGGCUGCACCUGGUGUUCGAGUUCUGCGAGCGCACGCUGCUGGCCGAGCUGGAGCGCCACCCGCAGGGCCUGUCGGAGGCGGAGUCUCGCCAGCUCUCCUUCCAGCUGCUCACCGCCGUCGCCUACUGCCACGCCCAGGGCGCCAUCCACCGCGACAUCAAGCCCGAGAACAUCCUGCUCACCGCCUCCGGCGUCCUCAAGCUCUGCGACUUCGGCUUCGCGAGGCUCACCAAUCCCGGCGAGAGCUACACGGACUACGUGGCGACGCGCUGGUACCGCGCUCCUGAGCUGCUCGUCGGCGACACGCAGUACGGACCACCCGUCGACGUCUGGGCCAUUGGUUGCGUAUUCGCCGAAAUGUUGCAGGGGCAGGCGCUGUGGCCCGGUAAAUCUGACGUUGACCAGCUCUAUCUCAUCCGCAAGACGCUCGGUGAGCUGAUCCCUCGGCACCAGAGCGUCUUCCGGACCAGCGAGUUCUUCUGCGGGGUGAAGCUGCCGCCCCCUGAGGCUGGCGAGACGCUGGAGCAGCGCCUGUCCAGCGCAUCCAACACGGCCAUCGACCUGCUCAAGAAAUGCCUGGACAUGGAUCCUGUCAGGAGAUGGAGCUGCGAGCGGCUGUUGAAGCACCAGUUCUUCGACAACUUCCACUACGAAAUUCCUCAGGCGGACCUGGAGGAGUUCGAGAAGCUGCGGAAAACACGCGACAGAUCCAGAGAGAUACCUCAGACAGGAGCGGUGUGUGCCCUCUCUUAACAAGGUCGCAGCAGUGCCC